Molecule: messenger RNA, 11188 nt
Organism: Anopheles darlingi
Lineage: Eukaryota; Metazoa; Arthropoda; Insecta; Diptera; Culicidae
Gene: pum
Product: maternal protein pumilio
Exons: 14
Coding region: 2641-6921 (1426 amino acids)
Biological process (GO): post-transcriptional regulation of gene expression
Cellular component (GO): nucleus; cytoplasm
Molecular function (GO): mRNA 3'-UTR binding
Source: RefSeq, a predicted model, not a curated record
GAACCGAACAAGAACCGGACGACCGAAUCGUGAACCUGCUGGGACGGCGUUUUGGUUGAGCAUUUAGUGGAGCGUGUUUUUUUACCGUGGCAAACUGGGCCCUCCUGGACCAUCACCAGUCCGUUCCCGUUUAUCCGUGCCAGAACCGGCGGCCGGAGGAUUUGCUCGGCGAGCCCGAUUCCUGCAGUUACCGUGCGGUUUAUCACGACGGCAGCGUUGUUCUCGACUCGACGACGGGCCAGCCCGAGAACCAACCGUGAAAACCUGCUGGUGGACGCAAGAAGCGGUACGCAACAACGGCGGUGGUACAUAAGUGCCCGGAAGAAGCGUUUUGAGUGCUUCAACCAAAUCGCUUUUCCAUCCUGUGUACAGUUAGUGAUAAAGAAGCAAAAACGGCCAGAAGCGCUCUAGGAAGCAGCAGCAGCGCGACCUUCACACCAUCCUGCUCUACUGCCAGUGUAUCCGUGGUUCCCGGUUUCGUUUUGUGUCGUCAAAGAAAAGCCCCAGACGAGUUUGUAAGAACAAAUUGUAAAGAGUUUCCUUUGGAAAAAGUGUAAAUUGUGUAUAGAAGGUUGAGUAGAUUGCGUUGGACUUGACUGGCGGCGAGUUGUGUGGCGAGCUUCUUGUAGGAGAGAGUUUCCUUCUACGUUCAGUAAACGCUCGCGCUGUACAUAAAAAAGCAUAGCAAACGUCGUUCCGGAGAAGCGUGUCGAUCGUGUCGGCCAAGGAUCAGUCGCGUUUUCUAGAACCCCGCAGACGUGAAUCUUUUCCUCACUGCACGACCGAAAUAACCGAUCAACGGACUGCUGUACAGAGAGUGAGAGAGAACGUGAGAGUAGAUGAGAAGGAGUGCGUGUGCGAUUGUGAGGUGGUGUGUUCGUCAACGGGAGCUAGUAAGCUGGGAAGUAACACCGCAACUACAGCACACGGCUGGAUUUCACGCAUAAUUUUGGACCGUGACACGCCGCUUGCCACAUUAAGAGUGAAAGGAAGAACGACCACACAGCAGCGGUCUAUUACGGCGAGAUUCGCUGUGACGUGCGUGCAGAGUUGUUGUACCGCAGUAAACCAGCAUCAAAAGCAAAUCAACCAGCAAGUACAUCUCGCGCAUAAUAUGCUGUAAAUAUAUAAAGUGUACGUUAUUUGUGUGAUAGUGUGUUCGGUCCCUCGAAUAAAAAGAAGAAGCAGAAGCAGAUACCGUAGCGCAAUACCGUGUGACGGCAGUGGUGGUCCGUAUUGGCUGAUUCUACGAAUAGGAUCGACCUCGUCGAGAGCGGUGAUCACGCAUAGAACCCGAGGUACGGUGUCGCGGUCGGCCGACGCAAACAACGUGCAAAAGCGCGUCUUUCCCUAGCGUUCUAGCGGGGCGGCCACAGGAAGUCGAUAAAUUAAGCGACAAAAGGGUUCUCGCUGGGAGUGCGUGUGCGUUUGCUCCAUUGUGCUCCUCCUACGGUGUGCGUCAGUGUCUCUACGUAGUCAGUGUGUGUGUGUGUGUGUUUUACCGUGUGCAGUCGGCGGUGCACUUGCCGCCACUUUGUGCAACCAGCGGUAGAAGAGAAAAGUGUUCAAUUGAAUGAUUAUUGGCUCACCGUUCAUAGCCGUGUGCGCGCCAGUGUGUGUUUGUGUUUCGUGGGUCUAUUGCGCCAACCGGAAGAAGCAUCAUAGUGCUCUGCCGAAAGCGAGCCCCCCAAACAGCAUUUUCAUCGAUCAAAGCGCAGUGUAAUGCACAUUCCGUCUGCGGUUGUGUACUGCAAAUGCUUAUCUACCACCAUUACAACGCUGCAUCGACAACCCAAGGUUGCUGCUGCGUGUGCCCUCGGAUCGAUCCAUUCGCAAGUUGCUAGGAUCUCGAAGCGAUGCUAGAAAUGUGUUAAAAGUCGCAAAUCCGCGAAACUCGCGUCUCACCUUGUACAGUGUAAAUAGUAAAGUGGAGAGAAGAAUCACAUACCCUCCACCACAUCACUGUGUGUGUUGGCCAGUUCUGGUUCGCGAUUGUGCGCACACGUGUGUGCCAGUAUAGUGUACAGUGUAAAAGAUCAUCCAUCACAUAGAUCACUCCCCCGCCCUCUCCGGUUGGUCAUUGUGCCGGGUGUGUGUUUUUGGGUGGAGCGAAGAAGCAUCGUUAGAAUCACUGCCGCGAAUUUUCGCUUUCCGAAUACGCCGUUCAAACCAACAGCCCCAUCACCCCCUUGUUUAACCAAUAAUAGUGUUUGUAAGAAGGCCUGUUUAUAGGCGAAUCAUCGCUGUCUGGAGUAGUAGUACGCUGCAGCAACAAUCGUCGGAAGGAAGACGUUUUUUUUGCUACCAACGCAUACCAGCAGCGCCGAGUGGCGGCUGCGCACGCAAACAGAUCCCUCUCGAUUUUUCGUAAUCCGGGCGUACGCGUGUGUGCUGCGGCGAACCAAUUUUGUUUUCAAACAAAACAAAACAAACAGCACCGGCGACCAAGAAGCAGAGGAAGAUUGCAACCUCCUCUCAGUAAGAUUACGAAAGCUUCCUGCUCCUGCUUUCAAGGGGUUAAUACCAAUCGGUCAUCGAUAGCGUGCUAACAGAGCACUAUCGACAGCAGCAGUAGCAGUAGCGGCACUAGUGUCAAUCACGGCUACAGUCACGCUCGUCCCGGAAACGGUCGCUGGCGGUAUGAAGUUGCUGGGCGGCCACGACGAUGGUGGUGGGCGUAAUGCGGCCCCGAUUCGGACGCAGGACGAUGCCGCCGUCGGUUACGUCUUUCAGCGUCAUCCGAACGAGACGGAGUUUAACCAGUUCGCACCGAAACAGUCGCGGUGGGCAUCCGGCGAUGACAACAUCAUUGAUAACCAGGACAAGUGGAAGUACAACCCCGCACUGACAAGUAACACGCCCGGUGGUUUGCUUCCGCCCCCCGUGCCCGGUGUUGUUUCUGGCGUGAAACAACAGCAAACACCCCAACAACAGCAGCAUCAACAGCAACAACAACAGCAGCAGCAGCAUCAGCAACAACACCAGCAGCAGCAACAACAAUCGAUGCAGCAACCGACGAUGCAGCUACCACACCAGACACACCAGCAACAGCUGCAUGCGGUACAGCACGCGGUUCAGCAGCAGCAGCACCAGCAGCACCAGCAGGCACAGCAUGCACAGCAUCAGCAACAUCAGCAACAGCAGCAGCUGCCCAUGAUAAAUCAUCCAUCGCAGCUCGCCAAUCACCUUGGACACCAGAAUCAUCUUAACCAAACGAUGAUGGGCCACGCUGCGAUGGGUAGUGGCGGUAUGCCGACGAUGCAGAUGCCGAUGCAGGGCGGCGGUGGCAUGUACGACCAUCUGCAUCCACCGAAUGUGAACGUCAAUGGUGUCGGUAUGCCGAAGCCACCGGGUGGACCACCCGAUCAGCAGCAGCAACAACACCAUCAGCAGCAGCAACAGCAGCAACAACAGCAGCAGCUUGUAUAUCUGAGCGGUGGUCAGCAGUAUGGAACCGUGCUCGCUCCACAGAAUCAGUACAUCCCGCGGAACAACUCGGCGCAGAUCAAUACAACGGCCAAGAAGCUGUGGGAAAAGGGUGGCAGUAACGAUGUGAAGGCAACCGGUGGAGCAACUGGUCCACUACCACCGUUACAGCUGCAUGGUACAACCGACCAUCAGGUAUGGCCUAGCUCAACCUGGUCGUCCCAGGGUGAUGCGAUCCUGGGACAGCGCCGAAUUUUCCAGCAUGCACCCGACAGCAACCCGACAGGGUCGACGGGCAUUUUGAGUCCUCGCGAUUCCACCGGUGGAUUGGGCGUCAAGAUGGUGGAGUACGUACUAGGCGGGUCUCCGACCAACAAGGAAAGUCCGCUGGCCAGUCUGGAACCCCGGUUCAAGGGACUGAAGUUUGAUGAUGGAGAUAAGACUUCCGAUGAUAAGGAUAAGGAAAACUCUCCGUUCGACACGAAUGGACUAAAGAAGGAGGAAGUGGUCGUACCGGGUACGAACGGUGUCGUGAUGGUGAAUGGCAUCGACGAUGACAAGGGCUUUAAUCGCCUUUCGUUCCAUAGCCGUACGCCGGGCUCACGGCAACCAUCGCCAGCCGAGGAACAGCUACCGAGGCCCAACAUUCUCGACCCUACCUUGGCAGGGGGCGUUGGGGCUAGUGGAGUGCAUGGUGGUGGUGCUGGUGCCGGUGGUUUCCCGCAGCAUCAUUCGUUGCAUAACAUGCUGGGAUCAGCCGCCCCCGGUAGCAACGAUGUAGCCCAGCAAGCGGCCGCGCUCGGUUCGUAUCAUCCGCAGAUGAUCAACCAGAUGGGGCAGAUGGGUCAGUUGGGCCAGAUGAAUCAGCUCAACCAAAUGAAUCAGCUGAAUCAAAUGAAUCAGCUCAGUCAAAUGCAGAGCCAUGUAAUGAACGGUGUCGGAGGCAUCCCGCAGAUCACACAGAACCCGAUGGUGAAUCAGCACGGGCAGGGUCCGAAUCAGAUUGAUUCUCCGGCCAAUCUUCUCCAGCAGCCGCAUAACUUCGAGCUACAGCAACUCUUCCGCUCGAAUCCUGGACUAACGGCACCGAACUCGGCGAUACCGGGAGCCCCCAAUGGGCAGCCACUGCCCCAGUCGGCUCUUUCGUUGUCCGCGCAGCAGCAGCAGUUCCUGCAACAUAAUGCUGCCUAUGCUGCCGCCGCCCAGCAGGCCGCCCCGUACGUCAUCAACCCGGGCCAGGAUCCGUCGCAAUACAUGAGCCUGAUUGCGGCCGGCGUACCCCAGUACUAUGGUGUUGCCGCACCCUGGAAUGUCUAUCCGGCCAGCUUGGCGAUCCCGCAGCAGCAGUCACAACCCCGCCGACCGCUCACACCCUCACAGCAGGGUGCCGAGAAUCAGCCCUACCAGGUGAUAUCGGCCUUCUACGACCAGAGUGGUUCGCUGGUGAUGGGACCCCGUACCGGUACACCGAUGCGACUGGUCAGUCCGGCCCCGCCCGUACUGGUACCGCCCGGUGCCGGUGGCCCGCGAGCGCCGCAAGCUCCGCCACUGUAUCCGCCACAACCACAAACUGCCCAGCAGAACGUCUACUCGACCCAGAAUGGAACCAAUGUGGGAGCACUCGGUGCCUUGAACACGUCAUCCCUGACGACGCGUCGUGAUUCCUUCGAUCGUAACACUUCAGCCUUUAGUCCGUCACUGGACUACACCUCGGCCGCGUCAACGACGGCGAUGGCUUCGAGUGCGGCAGCGGCCGCCGCAGCAGCAGCUGCUGCCGCCGCCCGAAAGUGGCCGGUUGGUGCCGGCAACUACAGUGGCCUUGGGACGGUGGCUACGGCUUCCGCCAGUCCGAUCGGACCCUCACUAACGCCACCGCCCGUAUCGGGGCUGGGGGCGCUCGCGACGAGCCGUGCACCCGGUGCCGAGACGAAGUACCGCCAGGUGAACCCCGGACUCGUGCCUGGCAUUUCAACCGCUAACGCCAUGUUCGGAUCGAACAACUGCUCCGCACAGGCACUGCUUUCGCGUCUCUCGACUGCCGUCGGUAGACCAACGGCAGCACCAUCGGCUGCACCGGCUGUUUCUGGAGCAGCUGCCGGACUUGAUCGGCCACCGGGUCGUUCGCGGCUGCUGGAAGAUUUUCGCAAUCAGCGCUUCCCGAACCUUCAGCUGCGCGAUCUGACCAACCACAUCGUAGAGUUCUCCCAGGAUCAGCACGGUUCGCGCUUCAUCCAGCAGAAGCUGGAGCGUGCGACGGGACCGGAGAAGCAGCUCGUGUUCAACGAGAUCCUUGGUGCUGCGUACAACCUCAUGACGGAUGUGUUCGGAAACUACGUGAUCCAGAAAUUCUUCGAAUUUGGCUCACCGGAACAAAAGCAGGCCCUGGCACAGCAAGUGAAGGGCCACGUGCUACCGCUUGCCCUGCAAAUGUACGGUUGCCGGGUGAUACAGAAGGCUCUGGAGAGCAUUCCGCCGGAGCAACAGCAGGAGAUUGUGCGUGAACUGGACGGCCACGUCCUGAAAUGUGUCAAGGAUCAGAACGGAAACCAUGUGGUACAGAAGUGCAUCGAGUGUGUCGAUCCGGUGGCGCUGCAGUUCAUCAUCGAUGCGUUCCGCAACCAGGUCUACUCGCUGAGCACCCAUCCAUACGGGUGCCGCGUCAUCCAGCGGAUACUCGAGCAUUGCACACCGGAACAGACGGCACCAAUACUGGCGGAACUGCACGCCAAUACAGAGCAACUGAUACAGGAUCAGUACGGAAACUACGUGAUCCAGCAUGUACUCGAACAUGGAAAACCAGAAGAUAAAUCGGCAUUGAUUGCUAGUGUUCGUGGUAAGGUGUUGGUGCUUUCCCAACACAAGUUUGCAUCCAAUGUCGUGGAGAAGUGUGUAACUCAUGCCACCCGUGCCGAGCGUGCUCUGCUGAUUGAGGAAGUUUGUUCGUUUAACGAUGCUGGCUUGCACGUCAUGAUGAAAGAUCAGUACGCGAACUACGUUGUGCAGAAGAUGAUCGACGUAUCGGAACCUACGCAACGCAAGGUGUUGCUGCAUAAGAUUCGACCGCACAUGAACUCGCUGAAGAAAUACACCUAUGGCAAGCACAUCAUCGCCAAGCUAGACAAGUUUUCGCUGAAAACCCCGAACUCACUGGCGGGUUCGGCUGCUGCUGCCGCAGCUGCUGGUGCUGGUAGCGUCACGGGAAACUCAAAUUCCGCUCCAGCAUCCGGCGCUCCUGGUAGCGGUGGUGCCGGUGGUAGCAACAGCAACGGCAGUGGAGUGAUUGCAGAGAAUGGAACCAACGGUCCGCCCAAUGGAGCCAAUGGUAUGACAAAUGGUACUGGUGUCUCUACGGACGUCGUAGGCGAUGCUGGUGCAACUAACGGCAACGGUUCGUCAGCUAACGGUUCGUCAAGCAACGGUAGCAGCAACGGAGCAACAGGCAAUGCGUCAUCGGGCUUACGACCGAUCGGCCCACCGACGAACGGUGUUAUGUAAAGAUUGUCUUUGGUUGGCGCAUUGUGUGCGAGUGAUCGCAUGAAAAAAUACAUGUAAAUAUUUCUUUUUCUUACGUUCUAGUUCAGUAGCACAUUGAUAGAUUAGCUUUUGUUCAUUCUUUGGGCAGUCGUUUCUUUGUACGCACCGUUAUCACAAAAUUUAUGUUUAGGCUGUUCAACAUGUAUGCGCAAGUACCUUUCUUUUUUGACACGAUUUAUCAGUUUUACCAGGACACACUCCUCCUACCUAUAUCUGAGUUUGGACAAACCUAUCAAGUUGAUUUAAAUGGUAUACCAAUUAUGUAUAUUUAGAAAUUUUGCAUUUACCACAAGGGUUUUCGUAGUUGAGCAGCACAGAGCCGCUAGAGAGAGCGAUUGUGUUUUGAAAUGCAUUGUGCACAGCAUUAGCGGAACAUGUAGUUCUUCGAGUAACUCCUAAGUAAAAUACAGUUCGGUGUACAUUUAACUUUGCGCGAUUAUCGUUCGAUCUCAGUUAAGUAAAAGAAUACAAGCGGCCCAAUAGGUGGGAAAAAGUAAGCGAGAUGAGAAAUAUACAGGCAUAUAAAGUGGUUCGGAUAUUUAUGGCCCAAUGUUGAGCUAUAAGAUGAGUAAACUAGGGCUUUUUACGUUACACGAAGGAAACACUAAAUUACAGUUAUGCGUAGCGCGCGAGAGCACUAUGUUAAAAAGCGAUGGACAUUUAUGACAUCGAACUGAGGGUAUGUUAGAUUAUUUUUUUACCCAGGCAUGUUUAUUACUUUUCCUAUUAUCUGCAAUCAAUUAUAGAAUACGCUACAUGUUUAAUGAAGGUUGAGUUGUUGAACGAGGCUCAAUAGAAGAGGUCGCGUAUUCAGCGUAAAAGUUGAAAGAUGAAAGCAGUUGUGUGUAGGGAAUUUUUUUUUCUGGUAGAAUGUGUUACUCCACUGCCUGCCGCGAAAGCAACAAUAGAUUGAUGGAUCCGUUCCCGCAAAGUUAGCAUGUUCAUGCGGAAGAAUAUGUAGGAGGAAAAGCAUGAUAACAUAUAGUAAAGAUUAUGCAGCGUGCUAGGGUUAAGAAUAUAUCAUAAGAACAAACGUACACACGCCCAGACUAUUUAUAAAUGCAUAUUUGAAACAACAUUCUAGCUGGAAAAAUGGAACGUAAUAAUGGUUAAACAGCGCUAUAGCAAAUAGCAAUGUAUUUAUACUUUCUAAAAUGUCUCAAAUUUACCGUCAAUGUGUAAUGAUUGGCAAAGUUCGAUCUGCUUCAGUUCAUGUUCGCACGAAAGGUCGUUAAUUUUAUGUUCCAAAACGAAGCGAACCUCCUUGUUCGGUAAGCUUUUUUCCCUUCUGUGAAGCAUCGCCUUCAAACCAUCAGUGUUUAUCAAAGUUCCCACGGGUUGAGUCUAGCGUUCGAGAUCGUAGUAUGUUUCGGUUUGAAUGGAUGCAUACAUGGUUUCUCUAGAUAAAACCACACAGCACAGUGAAGUAAUCAGUUAGGAACAAGGUAACCCUGAAUGGAAAAGUGGCUGUUCCUGAUUUCACUGUCGUUUUAGUUCCAGCAAGCGUUUAGAAACAAAACGUUGAUUCGAAGAUGUAACAUAAAUAUUAUUCCGUGUCUCCAUCCUUUCGAUGUUACAAAAACGGUUUUAAGCGAUCAGGUAUGGGGCUUAAGUAAAAAGAAAAUAUCCCGUUAAGAAAGGAUGCAGUAUCAAUUAUUUUUAAUUAAUAUUUCAUAGGAUGAAGCUGGCAUAGGGAUCAUUUUUUCAGUAAAAAAAAAUAAGUAAAAACGAAGAACACGUACCGAACAAAACAAAAAAACGUCAACAAAAACAUAGUUGAGCUAACAUAUAUUAUAAAUGCAUACUUGGUAAGCAGGCAUCCCAGUGAAAAAGUGGUAUAGCAAACGAAGGUCGAACGUUCUGGUAGUAGUCCAUAGUUCGUGCAAUCGAGAAGCCUUCCCAGUUUCUGUUUGGUUUGGUUACUGAAUCGUGUUCAAAUUCGGAAGUGCUCUGUAGGCUUAGGAAUUUGUAUGCAUAUUUCCAAGAAUGAGGACAUUUUUUGUCUUUCUUUCCUUGAUUUUUUCGUUAGCUAUAACUUCUUUAAACACGGAGAGCAUGAAACAGGCUGCAUUAUGUCCCUUGUUUUUUAUGUUAAUAUGCAAACGUAUCGUGUAGCUCUUAGUUCAAUGAUAGUUAGUAGCAGAACUAUGCUGCCUCUUCAGCACUACAAUUAUACCGAAAUAAUAUCGUUCAUCAUUCUUUAAUAGUUUCAUUUACUUAUCAGAAAUUCAUGAGUUUUGGCUAAUGAUUGGUAUGGACUGUCGCUAGAAGCAAGCAUUGGGCAACAACAGAGCAACCUAAAUAUCGAUUACUGUAAACCUUUAAAGUAGUGUAUGCUACCGGAACAAUAUAAAUAUAUCUGGCGCAGCUAGCAUUGCUGCCGGCUGAUUCUAGAGAGAUCAAAUGAGUGAUAGACAUGAGUACUACGCAUGAUGAUGCACCUUUCGUACGGUUGAGAUUUAUAUAUAAAUAUUUGAAUCGCGAUUUUAACGUAAAUUUUGAUGUAAAACCAAAAAUCGCUGAACGUAGAGAAGCUUACAAGAAAGCCUAAUAGAGUCGUUUAGCAUAAUGGAAUGAACGUUUGACUGGUCAGUAGAAGUCCAGCAAGCAAGCUACUACAUCUGAGCCUGGAAACUCUGAAUUGUUGUGCUGCUUGCUAGUUCGAAAACCAUGGAGUAGCGGUGAGCAGAUGAAGCAAAUGGUUAAAUGCAUUAUAUGUAAUUGUAGAUGCGAAGCGAGGAAGAUAGAUAAGAGUGAGUGGUAAAGACAAACGAAAAUGUGAGCUCGGCCCAACAACUACUAGUUAAGGAAGGGCGCAUAAGUGAAUAAGUAUCAUUGUAAUCACUACACAGCUACCCCGAUAGUAGGAAAGGUACGUUCUGGUAUUUAUAACUUUUUAUCGAAACUCUAAAACUCCUGCUGCAGCACACUACUGUGAGUUAUACGUGGAGCCCCACAACCUCGAUUUACGCUGCUACCCCGCCCAUCCACCGGAUAUUUACUAUCCCUGAGUUCAUUUAUUGCCUUAGGAAUAAUUUAUUUUGCAUUCUCAUUCAUAAUUAUUUAUAGUUUUUUCAAUUCGCGUUAGGAGUAAAUUUAGCAUAACAUAAUAUAAAUAUGAGUUCCGUCAUAUAAAUUCGAUCACUCCCAGGCGACGUAUAGAUGUUUCAGCCCCCAUUUUUGCUACCGCUCCAGACGAAGAGCAAAUAUUGUAAACUUUUUGAUGGAUUAUCUCUUUUGAGUAGCAGCAUCAAUAUCUCUCUAUUGUUCAUCUGUUUUACCGGAUGUUGCUAUUGUACAUCGGUUUUGAUUUUUUUCUUGUCCCCGAUGUGGAAGCGAGGCUAUGGGGUGUGAUGGAUCAAAAAUACAAGGGAAAGAGCAGCGUAAAGGAGGGGAAGAGAAAGGAGCUUGCGUGGGUAGUUUAAGAUGAUUACACUUCCACAUGAAACACUUAUAAAGUUUGCUGCUAGUGGGAAGACUUUUUUCUUAGCGACAAUUUUCUAGAAUUUAAUAUAAAAAAUGUUGAAAAUGGGCGAAAAAAAGAGAAAUCCUGUGUCACAUCGGGAUAUUAGAUUAAGAUUGAUGAUGCAAAUUCAUCCUACCUUAAAACGUUUGAAACAACAACAAAAGAAAACUCCUAUUAUAGAAGAAGACAUACUUUGAAGCUUCGAACCUUACAGAAACCCUAGAACUUGAUAUCAAUUCUCAUAAUGAAUUUCUUUACUAAAGAAAGCUCUUCAGUAUAGCGGUAAAUUUUUGAGCAAGACUGCGGGUGUCGGGCAGCAAGAAUAGACCACGAGCAGAAGGAGAAGAUACUAUGUGGUGCGAUAGAAAAGCAGAAUAUUUGGUCUCAUUUUAGCGUUCGAAACCUACGGAACGCAACGAAUUAUGUACGAAUGAACACACGAAAACAGGACUGUUGUAUAUCGCUGUACAAAAUUUAAAUAGUUAUUUUAUACUGUGUCACAUACACACACACACACCUACAUUUCGGAAAGGCGCGGCAGCUUUCUAUACUGCAAAGAAGAAUGGCUGCCACACUUUCACACAAUUUCUAAUUCUGAAUCGAAUCCCCCAGUAAGUAAGCGGACAACACAAGGCGAUACGGUAUUAGAUGGUGAUGAGGAAGAUUAGAACGACUGCCAGUUCGCUACAGAAACCAUCGCAAAGGGAGGGAACUCGUAAAUCAAUUCGCAAGCGUUUGUUUCAUAGUAUGCAACAACACACA